AUGAGAGGGGGGAUGCAGGAUUUCUCAGCCAGUCUUAGAAUGGAGAACUAUUCUGCCCUCUUUUAUAACGACUCUUGCAUGGGGCUGAUGCUGUACCCAUGUAUCAACAUUUCCGAGGAGAUAAGCGACCCCCCUAAGCCACCGAAAUUAGUGGAUGCCUGGCUUGUACCUCUCUUCUUUGCAAUUCUGAUGGUCAUUGGUCUUGCCGGGAAUACUCUGGUAAUCUAUGUUAUCUCCAAACAGAAGCAGAUGAGGACUGUCACUAACUUCUACAUAGGAAUGCGAUCAAUGUAUGUUGCUGAGUUCAAGAAGCUUGUGUUCCCUGCCUUUAUACAAUCCUCUUCCCAAAUAAGGCAA
Molecule: messenger RNA, 357 nt
Organism: Staurois parvus
Lineage: Eukaryota; Metazoa; Chordata; Amphibia; Anura; Ranidae
Source: the annotation of a GenBank genome assembly